AAACAUCCAGUUUUAUGAAAUGUUGGUAGAAGGAAGUGACAAUAUUACCCUCAAAGACAAGCCCUUCAAUUUGACCUGCUAAUGUAUCCAUGCUUCAGACCGCUGAAAUACUUUGCAUAUGAAAACUUAAUGAUGUCUAGCUACUGACAAACAGAUCAGAAAAAAGCCUGACAGAAGAUACCGAAGCUGAUAGAAGAAUUCUUUGUACACAGGUUCAACAAGAAUCCCAGUCUACUGAAACAAACAAAAAAACAUUCAAUCACUUUUCUUCUCUGACGGUGGAGUAACAGUCCUUCAGAUUACUAGCAAUGACGCCAGAGGAGAAUAGACUGGACAUACUGAAUGUUGAGGAAGAUUUGUCUGAACUGGAUUCAACACUGAGCUUUGAAAUAGAAGAUCUGUAUGAGAAUGUGACAUGUAAUUCAAGAGCAAACUCAUCGUCAUCUCUGCAAGACUUUCAACACGUCCAGCCAAUUUCAAAAUCACCAUCUUUGUCCGAGGAGACCGAGGAAUUGCACAUCCUACCUCUGGGAGCGAGAGGGUCGGGGAAAAGCUCUUCUGGAAACACCAUCCUCGGGUGGAACGUUUUCAAUACAGACAUGCAGUUGAGCAGAGUCACACAGUUCUGUGAAAGAGCAUUUGGAAACAUCAAUGGUCGUCCUGUGGCCAUCAUCGACACUCCAGGACUGGUUAAAAUAAAUCAAAUGGAAAAGUCUGUGAUCAGGGAGAUCUUAAAAUCUGUCUCGCUGUAUAAACCAGGACCCCACGUGUUUCUCCUCGUUUCACCUGUGGGAAACUUAACCGAUGAGGACAAGAACAUGCAUAAGUUAAUCGAGAACAUGUUCGGUAAGGAUGUUUGGAAAUACACCAUUGUUUUGUUCACACAUGGAGAUCGUCUAGAGGAAAAAACGCCAAAUGAUGUCAUCGCCAGCUCCGACAAAGACCUCAGGGACUUUAUUCACAAAUGCAGCGGUGGAUUUGUGUUCUUUAAUAACAAGAACAUGGGAAAUACUGAGCAGGUGACCAAACUUCUGGAGAAGAUUGAGACCUUGAUGGCCAUCAAUGGCAGAAGCUGUUACACAACUUCCUUUUUCCCAACCUCUGAGAGGAAAGUAAGAGAGAAACAGGAGAAGAUACUUCAGCAGAGAGAGAAACAGAUAGCAAAGAAGGAGAAAGAGCUGGAGCAGAGUUAUGAAGGCGAGGAGCUGGAGAGAAUGAAGCAUGAGCUCAGGAGAGUAGAAGAGGAAGAUGCACGUAAACUAGCGGAGGGUUCACAAAGAUGCAGAUCUCUGUCAGUAAAUCGCAUCACGACCCAUCAUCAGUAACACAAUCACAGACUA
Messenger RNA from Triplophysa dalaica, 1340 nucleotides. Its product is annotated as GTPase IMAP family member 9-like. The transcript has 5 exons. Gene Ontology annotation, molecular function: GTP binding. The record is from RefSeq and is a predicted model, not a curated record. NCBI's taxonomy places the organism in Eukaryota, Metazoa, Chordata, Actinopteri, Cypriniformes, Nemacheilidae. Bases 309 to 1325 code for a protein of 338 amino acids.